CUGACUGGGGCAACAACUACAGCCAUGUCUCGCUCACGUCGCAAGCAGUCGUUUGGCCUCUCCACCGAGGACGCUAUGGACGCCGAUGCCAUCAACGAGUACAAGGGCAUUUUCAAGGCCAUUGAUCUCAACAAGAACGGCAGUAUUUCCAAGGCCGAUCUUGCGUCGUCGCUCGCGGCAUACGGCAUCCGCAUGUCACCGGCGCAGAUCGAGGAGAUGUGGAACGACACUGGGCUCUCUGACUCGUCAUCGCUCUCGUUCUCGCAGUUUGUGUCGAUGAUCGAGGCAAACAUGUCAGGCUAUGUCACCAAGCCCAUGCUGGGCGAGGCCUUUGAGUGCAUCGAGGCCAACGUCGGGCGCGACGAGCUUGUUGGUGGCGGACCCGGCCCGAACAAGGUUCGCGGCAAGCUCAACGCCGACCAGUUCGAGAAGCUCCUCCUCACCACUGGUGACAAGCUGCGGCCGGAUGAGGUCGAUGCCUUCUUCUCCUUCCUCAAGGUCUCGGCCGGCGGCGAGCUCUCGACCGAAGAGCUGACCACGCUCCUCACCCAAGGCUGAGCAGGAUGCGUGUGCAGCGAGGACGUGGCGGAUAAAGCGUGUUUCAUGU
This is a messenger RNA of Thecamonas trahens ATCC 50062, 607 nucleotides long. RefSeq lists its product as uncharacterized. The transcript has 2 exons. Gene Ontology annotation, cellular component: myosin II complex; cytoplasm. Lineage: Eukaryota; Apusomonadida; Apusomonadidae. The record is from RefSeq and is a predicted model, not a curated record. Bases 25 to 558 code for a protein of 177 amino acids. Gene Ontology annotation, molecular function: calcium ion binding; myosin heavy chain binding.